UUACCUUGACAUUAUGUCUGUAAUCUAAUCUACUUUACCUUACUUUCUCUAUUCACUUUUUGGACGGCUAUUACUUUUGUGUCAUUCCAAUUACUGGCUUUACACGUAGAUUCCUUCAUUGAUUUCUUCAACUUCGAUCCUCUCCUAUAAAUCAAGAACUUCAGUUUAGUUUUGGCCUUGAAGUUGGGUUUCUUCUAUUAGAGGGAAAAAAAAAAAAAAAAAUUCUAAUCAAUGGCUCCGAGUACUUAUACCAGCCAAAACUCAUCACAGAGAGCAUUGGCCAUGGUGUUAGCUUUAGUAUCAGCAGUGGUGCUAUCACCAUUGUAUGUUCAAAGAAGAAACGACAUGCGUUUUUACGAGACGAAAUACUGGAACUCCGGAUUUGUUCUUCCAGUGGUUCUUGGUGGGCUAAUAAUUGCCAUCAGAACUACUUCAUCAUCUUCUUCAACAUCACUGGGGGCUACAGGUUCGUUGAUCCCUACUCCAGAUCCUUCUUGGGUGCUUAGAAUUGGAAGUUCAUCUUGGGGACUAGCUGGGAUCAUAGUGAUGCUUAUGCUUGUGUUGUCAUGGCAAGAAUCUGUCCAAGAAUUCUUCUGGAAAUAGAGACAUAAAUCUGAAGAGAAUUGUAUUAGCUAGCUAGCUAGGCUUAUGAUAUAAUAAUGUAAAAGUGGCUGUAGUAUUUAUAAAUGUUUGACAUUCUUUUUGAAUCAGAUGAUAGUAAAUCGUUUUUGUGAGUA
Molecule: messenger RNA, 737 nt
Organism: Ricinus communis (castor bean)
Lineage: Eukaryota; Viridiplantae; Streptophyta; Magnoliopsida; Malpighiales; Euphorbiaceae
Exons: 1
Coding region: 232-603 (123 amino acids)
Source: RefSeq, a predicted model, not a curated record